CGUUUGGCGUUUCUCAUCCGAUGUCACUCAUGAUGAAAACAAACACAGUUUCAUCCGUUUUCACGGAACAGUGAAAUAAAAGUACAUAAUCAAAAUUUUAGAUUACAUAGAAGGCUUGUACCUAAUAUAGAACUUAAAAUAAAUUGUAAUAAUCAAAAUGGAUUGCUAGCUGCCUGGAACAAGAGUUUCACUGCAACGGUGGAAAGUGUGUAUGCAUAAAUUGCAUCCAUCCAGUGCUUAGUGGCCUAGUUGUUAUUUUUAUCAGUCUCUUACGGUUGUGAAUUGAGAAAUCGUGUUCAUUGUGCGGAUUAAAGAAGUCGAUACCAAAUCUCCCAAGUUCCUCACCAGAAUAGAACAGCUCUAGUAAAAAUGAAUAACUACAUAAAAUUUAUGGAAGUGCUAGGAAAUGUUAAGCAUCUAAAACGAACUGGAUGGGUACUAAGAAAGGUUAAAGAUUGUGAAACCGUAUCGGGUCACAUGUACCGGAUGGCGAUGAUGUCAUUUUUUCUGGAGGAUAGCCACGGUUUAGACCGAAUUCGUGUGAUGGAAAUGUCCCUUGUCCAUGAUUUGGCGGAAGGAAUCGUAGGGGAUAUUACACCUUACUGCGGAGUUUCAAGAGAAGAGAAACUGUUGAAAGAGUUUUCUGCCAUGACAGAGAUAGCCGAUUUACUUGGCCCCAACAAGGAUAGGAUGAUGGCAUUGUUCAACGAAUAUGAAGAAGGCAAGACGCCAGAAGCAAAGUUUGUGAAAGAUCUUGACCGGCUUGACAUGGUAAUGCAGGCAUACGAAUACGAAAAACGUGACAACUGUCCCAUGAAGUUGCAGGAGUUUUUCGACUCGACGGAAAAUAAAUUCUCUCAUCCUUUGGUUGUCGAUAUUGUAAACACUAUCAAGGAUCAGCGAACAAAAAGUUCUAAAACGACUGCCAAUCCUGGUAGUAAGCAGUGAAAAAACAGGGUUGUAGUGAGGCAAUAUAAAAUAUAUUAAAUUUCCAGUUUCUUGUUACAAUGAA
Molecule: messenger RNA, 1012 nt
Organism: Anopheles funestus (African malaria mosquito)
Lineage: Eukaryota; Metazoa; Arthropoda; Insecta; Diptera; Culicidae
Product: 5'-deoxynucleotidase HDDC2
Exons: 4
Coding region: 370-948 (192 amino acids)
Cellular component (GO): cytoplasm
Molecular function (GO): 5'-deoxynucleotidase activity
Source: RefSeq, a predicted model, not a curated record